AUGUUGGGCCGUCGAGCAGAGAGUGUGGUAGCCAUGUCUCACGACCAAACGAAGAGAAUGCGAGGUCAAAGUCAUUCAACUGCAGUGCGCCAUGCUUGCCGUCCGUUAGCCACACCAGGUCAAGGCAUGUCUGCAUCAAUCAUUGCCACAGGCGUCGCGCGACACACUGGAGCAAAAAAAAAGGACUCGGCGUGCCGGGCUCACGCAGGAACGUCAGCCAUGAUGCAAGAGCAAGAGGCCUGCAUCGCCCUGCCAGCUGGAGCAGCCGGGCAGCGCCGUCUCCCAGUGGCUACGAAGACGGCCAGCGGCCCAUGGUGCGACAUGCUCGUGUGCGGCGAGCUGCACGUCGCCACCAGUACCGUUCUUUUUCCAUCCUACUGUGCCCACUGCCAGAGCCCUACGACGACAUGGAGGGUCGAGUGGGAUGGGGACGUGGAUGGGAUGGAUGGGCAUAUAGCCAGGCUUGCACUUACGGCCUGA
This is a messenger RNA of Bipolaris zeicola 26-R-13, 480 nucleotides long. RefSeq lists its product as uncharacterized. NCBI's taxonomy places the organism in Eukaryota, Fungi, Ascomycota, Dothideomycetes, Pleosporales, Pleosporaceae. The record is from RefSeq and is a predicted model, not a curated record. The transcript has a single exon. Bases 1 to 480 code for a protein of 159 amino acids.